CAGAGUAGAUGCAGCAAACUAAUGCCUAUCUCCCCUACAGGCGGCAGUACCAUGUCAGCCCUGGAGAGUCUCGUUGGGUCGUUAGGCGGAUCUGCCGAUGAAAAUGAAGGAGACUUAAUUAGUGUGGGAGUAACAACCAGUGGAACAACUUGCUUCAACAACACGAUCUCAGAUGACCCCCUAACUACCCACGAUUCAGGUGCAACAGAUCUCAGUCAUCGCCUCUCAUUCCACAUGGCAGAUGUCCAGUUAUCGCUUGCAGGAACUGGGACUCUAGGCUCCUCUUCACCUUACACUCAGCCUUCGAGACAGCGAUGUCAUUGUCCCACUUGUGGACGCAUGCUCAGUCAGAGGAGGAAUCUCAAGCAGCACCUGAUCACAACUCACAAAAUGUCACCUGAUGAUGCCACAGUUAUUGUGAAAAGAUAUAAUUUUGAACUCCUUGUUGAUGAGCCCUCAAUCCAGCCUCUUCCGCAGCCACCCCUUCCCCACCUUCCCUCCCUUCCAUCCCCUCCUCUGCCUCUGCUCCCAAACAUACCACCUGUCUCCCCGCCCACAAUUUUUUUGCCACCUAAGAGUCCUCUUUCCUCUUAGCCCUUAGUCCUCUUUGGCUGAAUGCAUGUAGAAGUCUGUGGUAAUGACUUUUUCCUGUAAAAUGAAUACUUCAUUUUAUUUUUUUACUGCCAUUUGAUUAAUAUUUGUUGCAUUUUUUAGCAAGUGUUCCCUUCUUUUACCUUGAAAUUUUUUCUUUUCUUUUCUUGUUUCAUUUUCUGUUUUAAAAAUUAAUUUUAUAUCUCUUGCUGGCCAUUUUUAUGAAAUAUGCAUAUGGUCUGUUUUCUGCAAUUACAAAGUGUAUACUUCCAAAGGGCUGCACUAGUGAUAUAGGGUCCAUUGUAGUCAUGAGAGUUCAUGUCAUUAUAUAAGUAUUUACAAGAUAUUAAAGACAGUACAACUUAAAAUAAAUAAAUGUUCAUUAGUGUUAUUAUAUUCUAUUAUUAAUGGGCACCAGUAUAUAUAUAUGUAUGUAUGUAUGUGUAGGUAUGAGUGUCCAAAUGAGUGUGUGGAUGUGGGUAUUAUGCAUGUAUAUGUAUACAUACAUACAUGCAUAUAUAUGUGCACAAUUCUCAUUGUGAUAUUUCAGAAAAAAAUGUUAUAAUAGUAAAAAUUGCCAUCAUUCUUCUUAAGAAUAAUUAGGAAUUAAAGUAUUUACAGUCAUAUUGAAUUUUGUAGCAGCAGAUUUUCAUAUAACUAGAACAACUGCCUGCUUCUGUGUUCAUGUCUGCUACAGGAAGCAAGGUUGUAUUCUUGUGGUGCUGGAGAGGGAAGUGUUAAGGUGAAUGCUGAGGACAUUGAUAUCAUGAAGAACUUUCGGAUUUCAUUUAGCAGUUGUCUCAAUAUUGUUGAAUGGCUUGCAGACAUGCAACUAUCUUCACCAAAUCUGAGUAUAAUACUUUAUGCGUCAAUCAAGUUGUUCAAGUUUUUCUGGGAUUGCAAAUGAUUUUUGGUUCCAACAUAAUUGGAUAUUUUUCUACAGUCACAUAUGUAAGUUGUAAUGAAGAUAUCUUUUAUAUACUCAUAGGAGCAUUGAUGAAUAAUAAGAUUUUUACCUUACUGAUGUCAAUUAACAUUUUAAAACAAUGUGGCAUUAGUAUUUGCAUGUAACUCUGAUAUUUAUUUUUAGGUAAUUAAUAAAUGAACAAAAGAAAAAGAUCCAAAGCAAUGAAAGUACAUAUGAAAUGGGAAAUAUUUGAAAUUUUUAGUGUUGUCAUGAAGCAUCCUCAGACUAUUUCAGCAGACACAGUGAAAGUACUGUUAUGUCUGUUAAUGAUAACUGAAGUGCAAGAAAUAUGCAUUAACAGUUCAGUCUGCUUUCCUGUGGACAUUUAUUUUUACUCUUUAGAUAUGCUGCACCACUUGGAAACAUGGCUAAAAUUGGCCACAAUAAGUACAAUUAGUGGAUACCCUGGCUGACAGUGGAGGCACACUUUACUUAGAAAUAAAAAACAUACCAGAUGUGAUGUUGGUUGAUACUUAUAACCUGUGAAUUGCCAUUGUCUCCCAGAGGGCCACUGAAUUAGCAUUUAAGGUCUUACCAGUCACCAACCCCACCCAUGUAUUUUUAAGAGAAGGUUGUGAUGACUUGUCCAUGUUUGAGAAGACAUAAAUGUACAUAGUUGUUAAAGGUUCUCACAAAUGCAUUUUUGAAAUUUGAUAACAGAAUGUUGAAGUCAUUGUGGUUAUUUUUCAUUCUCUUUUUGUAAUCAGUUAUUCUGCACAUGAUUAAACUACAUUCAUGUCACAUCAUAUAUGGGUAGGAUAAAUAUAACUUUCUUUUUAUGUUGAUCAUCACAUGAAACUAGUAUUCAGUUUGUGCAUAAGGAGUAACUACAACAGUAGUGUUAAUAGCAGCAUAACAAAAGCAGACUUGAGCACUAUUAUUCUGUAGAUUGGUUCAAAAGAAAUGCUUGUGAAACAUGACAGUGCUCAUGAUCUGUAACUGGCAGUUAAUUUUGGUGCUGCGCAUAAGGCAUUAUUUGCUCCCUUUUGUGAUAUUUGUAUACGUAGCUUUGUUAGUUAGCCUGGUAUUUAAGAAAUAUUCUUUCGUAAAAUAUUAUUUCUUACUUCAUAUGAAAUGUUUAUGAGUAUUUCAUAAGCAGUCUUAAUUUGUGUUGUAUACGUUUCAUCUCUCUCUGUCUGCAUUUCUCUCAUUGCAAGGAUAUUUGCGUAUUGUGAUAGUGAGGCUUUUUACAGGGUGGUUGCUUUAUACAAUUAUUUACUUUGAUAUUUCUUUCAAUUAAUCAAUAAGAAAACCUCUCUCAGUUUCAGACCAGUUCACACGAGAUUUCUAUUUGAUGAUGUAGUACAUGCAAUUCAGUAUUUGAAGGUAUAUAUAAAUACAUAAACAAUUGGAUAAUUUGCCCUUUUACUUGUAUGAAUAAAUCAUAAAGUUUUUGCAUACCAUAUAUUUUUCUUAUUUGGUAAACAGACAAAAACAUAUUUUAAACAAAUUUAUGAUGAAAGAUAAAAUCUUGACAGGUAUUUAUAUUAUGAACUGGUCUGACAUGGUGCUAGCAGGUCAUCGACAUUAGAGAAGAAACUUUGUUGACCUGAUUGUAUACCUUUAUGGCAUUACAGUAAUUUUUUUCUCUUUUCUUCAGAUCAUUUUUGGUAUUUUGAUAUUACAUAGUUUCAUAUGCUUCAUUUUGAAGUGCAUUGUAUGAAAUUAAGAUAUACUCAUUUGGUAUACUGCAUGUAUUUUUGUCUUUUUCUUCUUUUUCUUUUUUGAAUCCAUUAUUUGUGCCCAUUGCUAUGACAGCUUUUAAUAUAAUUAUGAGAAAUCCCCUUGUACUGUGCAGUCCAAUCCAAAGUGAGACUGCUGAAACAGAGACAUUACUAGUUUUGUACUGAUUAGAACUUUUCUUGUAAAUAAAGAUAUCUCAUAAAUUGUAUAUAUGAUA
This is a messenger RNA of Penaeus vannamei (Pacific white shrimp), 3458 nucleotides long. The record is from RefSeq and is a predicted model, not a curated record. Lineage: Eukaryota; Metazoa; Arthropoda; Malacostraca; Decapoda; Penaeidae.